This is a messenger RNA of Paramuricea clavata, 456 nucleotides long. NCBI's taxonomy places the organism in Eukaryota, Metazoa, Cnidaria, Anthozoa, Malacalcyonacea, Plexauridae. The record is from the annotation of a GenBank genome assembly.
AUGACAGAACAAUUAGCUACCUUAAUUGAAAAAGGAAAGGAUUUGCAAAUAUUGCGCCAAAUAACAACGGCCACACAUUCACCACACGCAAACGCUGAUAUUAGACCCGAAGACUCAGUGAGCAAUGCCGGCUCACACGAUGGUUCUAGACUUUCGACAUGCUCGCGUGCAAGCUCAAAAUCAUCAAUAAGAAGCUCGGCUAGCGCAAAAUCCAACACAGCCGCGAGAAAAGCAAUUCUCAAGGCCGAAGCCGCGGCAUUAGAACGCCUCUAUGCCAUACAAGAAGAAGAGCUACAUUUGCAACAAAGAAAGAGACAAUUAGAGUUGCAAACAUCUAUCGCUAAAGCCAACGCAGAAGAACGAGUCUAUGCUGCGGCGCAAGCCGAAGCAAUGAACAAUUUAUACACUGUCAAUGACGUCGAAGAUGUCUCCCAGCAGGAGGUGACCUUCUCCUAG